Messenger RNA from Dryobates pubescens (Downy woodpecker), 1756 nucleotides. Its product is annotated as RUN and FYVE domain-containing protein 2-like. Gene Ontology annotation, cellular component: cytoplasm. The record is from RefSeq and is a predicted model, not a curated record. Lineage: Eukaryota; Metazoa; Chordata; Aves; Piciformes; Picidae. The coding region runs from base 31 to 294 and encodes 87 amino acids. The transcript has 3 exons. Gene Ontology annotation, molecular function: metal ion binding. Gene Ontology annotation, biological process: regulation of axonogenesis.
UGCUUUGCUGAGCCCCAGCUCCAGGUGACGAUGUCCUUCUCUUGCAGGGCACCGAGCAGCACGCAGGAAGAGCAGGAGCAGCUCUCAGGACCUGGAAGCGCUGAGGUCUGCCAGCUCUGCCGGGAGGAGAGCAGCCGAGGCAAGAGAAAGAACAUCUGCAAGAACUGUGGUGGCAUCUUCUGCGAGUCCUGCUCAGGCAACGAGCUGCCCCUGCCCUCCAGCAUCAACCCCGAGCGCGUCUGCGACGCCUGCCACAAGCAGCUCAUCCAGCAGUACUCCAGCAGCCCCCUGUAGGGGACAGCUAGAGCAGAGGUGACAGAAACAACCUGUAGCUGAUGGUGGCUCCUGGAGUUGCUCAGGGGCGAAGAGAAGACACUUGCCUGGGUUCUGUGGAGGUCUGGGGUGGGAAGCAGCUUCAUGGUGUUGAGUCUCUUGUGGCUUCCUGGUACUAAAGCCCUUCUGCUCUCAGGAUGUCCCACGGAGCAGCCUCGGGGCAUGGUGAGAACAGAGAGCACCCCAGAGAGCUCUUGUGUGUCUGCCUGGGGGGACAGCCUUGGCCUCCAGUGUGUGCUCUCAGACCUGCUGCUGCUCUGGGCUCCCUGCCAGCAGGGCAGGAGCUGCCCCUGAAGUUCCAUCUCCCCUUCCCCAUGGCCUUGGACAAUCCAGCCCAGCUGGGCUGUACCAGUGGUGGGUGAGGCCCAUGGGCACCCUCUGGCUUCACUCCCUGGGCUCAGCUGUGCACAGCAGCAUCCAAUAGUCCAAGCUGUCCAAGUUCUCUGAGGGGCUGGGGUGGUUCUGAGGUGUGAGAACUGAGAACCUGCACUGACCUGACACACAAACACCUCGGGCAUCUCAGCCCUUCCCCUUGGAGACCCUCACUGUGACUUGGUGGCAGCAGUGGCCAAAGCACAGGCUGCCACUUUGCUGUCAGUCUCUGGGUGGUAGCUGGCAGGGCUUGGAUCCCCAAGUACCUCCAUACCAAAUCCUCCAGGUUCAGAGCCACCUCCAUCCACCUCUCCCCCACGGGCACAUGAAGAGGUCCUUGUAAGACAGCUGGCACCUCACCCUCACUUUGCUCUCACCUAGAUGAGAUGGGGAUGGCCUUCACCUACAGGGGAGUGCUGGUGGCAGCAGUUUGCAGGGUCACAGUUGCAGCUGCAUCAGUCUUUGUUGCUGUUUCCUCCAGGGGUUCCACAUUGCUCCCAAAAGCUGUGGUGGCUUCCUCCUGGAGCACGUAGGGGCUCAUAGUUUGGUCUGGGUUGUACUGGAAGCCACCUUCAGCCUCUAGGACCACAGGCUCUGUUGUAGUCCAUAGAAGUGACCUAUCUGUGACAGAUGCACUGGGGUGGCAGAUUCUCUUUGGGGUUAGGGGUUCAGCCCCUUAGGGGCCUUUUUCUCUUGCCUGGGCUGGCUGGAGCCAUGCUGAAGUGUCAGGUACGUAGGGGGUGCUCACUGGAACCCCCAGCUCCCUCUAGGCCUUGGGCUAUGCAGCCACCCAAGCUCUCCAGCUCCUGUUGCUGCCCCUCAGAGCCAGGCCCUGGCACAGGGGGCACCACUUGAAAUAGUUUCACUUUCCUGCUUUUUUCCCCUCCUGGCAGUCCCCAGAAGCCUCCCCUCGGAGUGCCUCUAGGGCUGUGGUGUGGCAGGGGUGCCAGCAGUCCCCCACUCAGAAUCUGGGGGUUGUUCAGUUCAGUGUGGAGGGUUUCAUGCACAGCUGGGAGAGCUCUGUUCUGCAUCCCACCCAGUGUGACUCAUC